Mytilinidion resinicola is the source of this 920-nucleotide messenger RNA. RefSeq names its product acyl-protein thioesterase 1. Gene Ontology annotation, biological process: protein depalmitoylation. Gene Ontology annotation, cellular component: cytoplasm. The record is from RefSeq and is a predicted model, not a curated record. The coding region runs from base 71 to 817 and encodes 248 amino acids. The transcript has 2 exons. Gene Ontology annotation, molecular function: carboxylic ester hydrolase activity; palmitoyl-(protein) hydrolase activity. NCBI's taxonomy places the organism in Eukaryota, Fungi, Ascomycota, Dothideomycetes, Mytilinidiales, Mytilinidiaceae.
CGCGUCUGAUCUCAUGUAGAAUGCAAAUAUCUUCAGUCUAUUCCAUACUCCUAUAGCAUCAAACUUCACCAUGGCUCCCCCUUCACGCCCUCCCCCCAUAACCAUUCCAGCCGCCACACCCCCAUCUAACCCCGCACACUCUGCCGCUUUCAUCUUCCUCCACGGUCUAGGCGAUGAGGCCUCAGGACUUGAAAACAUCCCCCAACAAUUCGCAGCGGCUGGCAAACUUCCCCACUUAAACUGGCUGCUACCCUCCGCCCUCCACAACCACGACCUCGCCCAAGCAGCCUGGUUCAUGCCCACCCGUCUCUCUCCUUUCCCUUCAUCACGUCCUGAACUGGACGAUCCAGAAGACGAUGAAGGGAUCAAUAGUAGCGUGGCUUAUAUUGUCUCCCUGAUCGACGAAUUUGUCGCGAGAGGCAUACCCGCGAACCGCAUCAUUGUCGGCGGAUUCUCGCAAGGCUGUGCGGUAUCGAUGCUGUUGGGAUUGACGUCGGUGUAUUCAGGGCGGUUAGGGGGUGUGGCGGGGUUGAGUGGUUAUUUGCCGCUGGCCGAGAAAGUCGACGAGAUGAGGAAGGGCGCAGGAUUAAGUGAGAAGGUGCAGGGAGGAAUGGAGGUAUUCCUAGCAAGGGGUACGGGAGAUAGACUCGUACCGAAGAGGUAUGCGCGCAUGUUAGAAGAGACAAUAAAGGAGGUUGGCAUUGAGGAGAGCAAGGUUGAGGUGAAGGAGUAUGAGGGCAUGGGGCAUGUGAUUGGAGGUGGGGAGCUGAGAGACUUGUGUACUUGGCUGGAGAGGGUUUUACCGAGCAUCCAUUAGAGUGCUUGGGUAGUUUGGAGACGAGGAAUUAUAUAAAUGGAAGAUGCACAAGGCGAUGGUGCUGUGCGUGUUGAGUGUAUAUAAAAUGUAUAAAGGCAUGAUC